Eublepharis macularius is the source of this 2761-nucleotide messenger RNA. Its product is annotated as interleukin-1 family member 10-like. NCBI's taxonomy places the organism in Eukaryota, Metazoa, Chordata, Lepidosauria, Squamata, Eublepharidae. The coding region runs from base 77 to 676 and encodes 199 amino acids. The record is from RefSeq and is a predicted model, not a curated record. The transcript has 5 exons. Gene Ontology annotation, biological process: positive regulation of gene expression; cytokine-mediated signaling pathway; cellular response to lipopolysaccharide. Gene Ontology annotation, molecular function: interleukin-1 receptor binding; cytokine activity.
GGAGGCUGACCUCGUGGACAGAAGAAUCCCACAGAACGCCAUCUACAAGCUGCAGAUCAAGCAACAUUUCUUUACAAUGGCUUCAGGAGAAAAGUCAGAGGUGCCAGCUGCCAGUGAAACUGUGGUGGACCAAGAUAUGGUGGACUGGUUUAAAGAGUUGUUUGAUGAAGAGUCUGUGGUAACAUCACAUUCUAAGCCUUCAGCAGCUGGUCCAGAAAGUGUCCCUGAAGGAAUAGAACCACGUAGAUACAGCCUCCGAGACAUUGAACAAAAGAGCCUUUAUCUACAGGACAAAAACCUGGUAGCAGCCCCCCUGCAAGGUGACAACUCUGCUCAAGAAGAGAUCCUCAGUGUGCUUCCCAAUAGAUCCCUGGAUCGCAAGAGGAUCCCUCUGAUCUUGACGGUCAAAGGGGGCAGCCAGGGAAUCUCAUGUGGUAAAGAGGGCCAGCCCAAACUGCAACUGGAGGAUAAAGACCUCAUUUAUCUUUUCAACAAUAACGAGGAGGCCAAACGAUUCACCUUCUUCAAGUCUUAUAAUAGCAGCACCCACACAUUUGAAUCGGCGUCUUACCCUGGGUGGUACCUCUGCUCUCCAGCCGAAGCUCACAAGCCUCUCAUGCUCACCAGUGACCUGGGAGGAGCUGCGAUCACUGACUUUUAUUUCAACCGUAAAUAGCCCAGGGAACUAAAGCUGAGUCUGUAUGGGUCAAUUUCGCCGGGGGAAUCUGAAAUCACUUUCAUUUCCAGAAAAUAGCUCCAGGAACUGGUACUAGCCGAGGAAUACAUGCAGCUAAUCCAAGCACCAAAAGGGGCAGAAAUGCCAUCCCACAAAUGCACAAACAAUCUGAUUACUCUCCUAUAGCUAACUCUUGUAGAUUGUCGUUGGCAAUGUUUUUAACACAGCUGGAAGGAGGAUGGGGAAAGUGUAGUCUGAAUGCAAUGAAUGUUUCAUGAGAAAGAUGCAAGAGACACCCUGUCUAUAGGUGUAGGGAGGGAAGAACUAGGAGGUUGAAUUGUAGAGUAUGAUGGCUACUCUUUGUGAUAGGCAGAGCAAGCAUUUGAGAACAGUGGGUAGAAAUUCUGGGAUCUGUUUUUGAAAACAAUCUUAUUGUUCUGUCCUUAGGGUCAGUAAUGACUCGGUGCUUGCAGAGGGGACUACCUUUACCUAGUUUUUAUAAUUUAAACACUAUUUAUAUAAUUUUUCCUUGUGCCAUUUGGAGAUGUUAUCUUUUCUGUUUUUAUUGUUACCCUGAUAGGACCUGGGUUGGGAGCUCCAGAUAUGUACAUGAAUUGCAAGUCAUUAUCCUGCCUCCAACAGCUCAGUGAACCAAAGCUUUCAUGAACUCACUCUCUGGCAGUGACUGUGUCUGAAAGGAUGCAGUUUUUGCAUGUGUCUUCUUUGGGGUAGAUGUUGUUGCUUGCUUUAUGUGCUUUUUUAUUGGUUGCAGAAUUGUUUAUGUUUCAGCAUGGAUGCAUUGAUUUGAAUUGGUGUAUGCCAUAGGUUUGAGUUUAUUUAAUAUUUAUUGUGCUUUUGUGUUUUAUUAUGACAUGAGAACUUGCCCCAAGAACCUUCAGUCUGGGAGGAUGAAAUACAAAUGGUUAAAAUAAAUGAAUGAAUGAAAGAAUGAAUGAAAAAUGUGCUGUGUGCACCCCCCCCCCCGCCCCAAUGAAUCAAGAGGAAUCAUGGCUUGGACGUUGCCACCCACAGGACCCUGAAAAGUUCCUCCAUUUUCCAGCAAAAAAGAAAGGCAUGGGGAGUGUGAUCAUUAUGGCUCAGCAGAAGUGCAACAGAUUCCAGUUCUUGAAUUCUUUACUUAUUUGAUUAGGCACUCAGUGCUUCUUCACCAGGAACUGUUGGCAACUGAUUACACCACCCUGAGAAAGUUGUUUGUCUAUCCUCCAGGGAAGCAUUCCCUUGAACAGUUUCCCAAGUACAGAAGCUGGCUGGUGGACUGUCAUCUCUAUCCAGAUGUAGAAUCAGGAAACCUUUCUCUGUCUACCUUUUCAGCCUCUGGACCAUCACAGUUUCCUUUGGCUUUAUAUUCUUCAGGCCCAGAAAAUUGCCCUGUUGAUUUCCUUGUUGUCAUGUAUUCCCCACUUCUUCAAAGGGUGAGCAGUUCUACAGGAAGCACUUACCUGAGUUGGUCCCCUUUGGAGGGGAGAGCAUGGGAGUCCUAUAGAGGAGAAGAAUGCCCACUAUUCUACAUCAAAUCUUGAUAGAGAUCUUGUACUUAGGCUAUGCUUUAGACAACUAACAACAGUCUCUGUCUGCCUUUCUUCUAAAUUAAAAAGAAAAACCUGCUGUUUCUUCACACAUCAUCACACCAACUGGGUGUUAUGAGAACGUUGAUGGAAAUGUUUGAUUGAUGUGUUAGUGUUGUGAGCCUUUGAGAAAGUUUGGCUACAAAAUAGGAUAGAAAUAAAUGCUGGCAAAGUCCGUUAGGCUCCGCCUUUCAACAGCCACUAAGCAAUUAUCAUCUUGAAGAAUCCUCAAGUGCACUGUCUGUACCUGUAAAACAGAAAAAGUUUUUGUGGAAAACUUUUGCAAGUUACUCACUUCUCAAAGUUCGUGUUGGCAGUUUGCCUUAUCAGCAGGAAUUGCAACAUUGCACUUUAAGAAUAUUUCUGAAAUAAGCUGGGACUCUCCAGCAAAUUUAUGCAUCUGUUGGUGUUUGUAAAACUUUUUGGAUAGGACCUAUUUAUAUUUACUUAUUGUAUUUACUGUACAGGUAUAUUUAUUGCAUGUAUAUAGCACUUUAGC